GUCGAGGUUUUCCGCUGCAGCUCCUCACUAAUCGCUGCUGGGAUUAUUUGAGAAAACCUGACGGUUCUUCAAAAGCUGUCCCCUCUCAUCAGAAUGAGGUGUGUGGCCCUCAGCCUCCUCUGUCUGCUGUGGUGUAACUCUGUGCAGAUGGACAGACACCGCCCCAGAAGUGCCCCAGGGACAAAUGGCACAGCAGUCCAGAGCGGUGCAGUGGAGAAUCCCUGCAAAGCCAUCCCGCUGGACUUUGUCUUUGUCAUUGACAGCUCUAGAAGCAUCCGCUCCGAAGAUUACGAGAAGGUCAAGACCUUCAUCAUUAACCUGCUGCAGUUCCUGGACAUCGGCCAUGAUGCCACCCGCGUUGGCCUGCUGCAGUACGGCAGUGUGGUUCAGCCUGAGUUCUCUCUCAACACGUACAGCAGCAGAGCGGAGGUGGAGCAGGCUGUGGGGGACAUGGAGCACCUCGCCACGGGGACCAUGACUGGUUUGGCCAUCCAGUACACCAUGGAGACAGCGUUCACUGAGGAGCAGGGAGCCCGACCCCUGAACAUGCACAUCCCACGAAUCGCCAUGAUUGUGACGGAUGGGAGACCUCAGGACUCGGUGAAGGAGGUCGCAGCUGAAGCUAGAAAUGCUGGCAUCCAGAUCUUUGCUAUUGGAGUUGGCAGAGUGGACAUGAAGAUCUUGAAGGCCAUCGGGAGUGAGCCUCACUCUGAGCAUGUCCACCUGGUGGCCAACUUUAGCCAGAUAGAGACUCUGAUCUCAGUGUUCCAGACCAAACUAUGUGAAGGAUCAAAGCUGUGUGAGGUGGUGGACCAUCAGUGUCAGCACAUCUGCAUGAACGUCCCUGGCUCAUACAGGUGCAAGUGCAGAAAAAGUUUCAGCAUCAACCCCGACGGCAAAACAUGCAAAGCUGAAGACAGGUGUGCUGAGGUGGAUCACGGCUGUGAGCACAUCUGUGCGAACCUGCCUGACGGCUACGAGUGUCGCUGUCGUCCAGGAUAUGAGCUCACUGUGGAUCGGAAGACUUGCAACAGGAUCGACUACUGUGAUCUGGGGAUCCAUGGCUGUGAGCACAGCUGCAUCAGCCUUCCAGAGUCCUUCGUCUGCAGAUGUAUGAAGGGCUACAUCCUCAACCUGGACGGCAAGACCUGCAGCAAGAUCGAUCACUGUGCAGACGGCCGUCACGGCUGUGAGCAGGAGUUCAUGAACACUGAGGACAGCUGUGUGUGUAAAUGCAGGAAAGGAUUCACACUCAGACCUGAUGGAAAGACAUGUACAAAGAUCGAUCACUGUGCAGACGGCCGUCACGGCUGUGAGCAGGAGUUCAUGAACACUGAGGACAGCUGUGUGUGUAAAUGUAGGAAAGGAUUCACACUCAGACCUGAUGGAAAGACAUGCAGCAAGACAGACCAUUGUGCUGACGGGAAGCAUGGCUGUGAGCAGGAGGCUGUCAACACAGAGGACUCCUGUGUGUGCAAAUGCAGGCAAGGAUAUGUGCUGCAACCCAAUGGAAAGACGUGCCAGAGUGUGGACGUGUGUCAAACAGUGGACCACGGCUGUGAGCACCAGUGCGUGACCAGCGGCAGCUCCUACAUGUGCAAAUGCUUUGAGGGAUUCGUGCUGGCUGAAGAUAAAAGGAGCUGUAAAAAACCGGAGUGUCACGACGGAGUCCUGGAUUUGGUCUUUGUGAUCGACGGCUCCAAGAGUCUGGGUCCUGCCAAUUUUGAGUUGGUGAAGCAGUUUGUGAACAGCAUUGUGGACUCUCUGGACAUUUCCAGGACCGGCACUCAUGUGGGCCUCAUCCAGUACUCAACCAAGGUGCGCACAGAGUUCACGCUGGGUCAGUACGUCACAGUGGACAGCAUCAAGCAGGCUGUGCGUCGGAUGGAGUACAUGGGGAGGGGCUCCAGAACCGGCUCAGCCUUACGUCACAUGUUCGAGUCCAGCUUCUCAUCCAGAGAAGGAGCCCGGCCGAACACGCAGCGAGUCACCAUCGUGUUCACUGAUGGAAGGUCACAGGACGAUGUCUCUGAAUGGGCCAGUAAAGCCAAAAACUCAGGAAUCACGAUAUAUGCUCUGGGCAUCGGGAAAGCCAUUGAACAGGAGCUGAGAGAGAUUGCAUCCGAGCCCGAUGAGAUGCACCUCUACUAUGCUGAGAGCUUUGAGAAGAUGGGAGAAAUUACACAAAAGCUCAAGUCCAGGAUGUGUACAGAUAAACCAGCUGAUGAAAGCAUGUGUCAGUGUGAGAACAUUAAAACGUUCCAGAACCACGUCACAGAGAAGCUGAACAACCUGGCUCAGAAAAAUAUCCUUUGUCCACUCGUCUGGCUGUGUUGCAUCUCUUGUGUGGGUCAAAGUGAGCUCUGACAGCUGUGUGUUUGCAGGUUAAUGGAUCCAAAGACAUCAGUGUCUUAUGAGGAAUGUUGAUGCUGCUGCAUCUUAUUUAUAAUGCCUGUACGGUAGUCUAUGUUAGUUUAUUUGGGUCAUUGUUUGUUCUGUAUUGUUGCAUCUUUAAAGUCCCAUUCAGAUCAUUUUUAAUCUACUGUAAAAGCUUUUCCUGUGGUCUUUAAUUCAUAAUUAUGCAAAAAAGUUGCUUUUUAGGACAUAGUUGGGCGUAGCAUGGAGCUUGUGGCCCUCCCAGAAUAUUUUUUAUGUUAUUUU
Oryzias melastigma (Indian medaka) is the source of this 2661-nucleotide messenger RNA. Its product is annotated as matrilin-2. The record is from RefSeq and is a predicted model, not a curated record. Gene Ontology annotation, molecular function: calcium ion binding. The coding region runs from base 94 to 2367 and encodes 757 amino acids. Lineage: Eukaryota; Metazoa; Chordata; Actinopteri; Beloniformes; Adrianichthyidae. The transcript has 13 exons.